Lotus japonicus is the source of this 2925-nucleotide messenger RNA. Its product is annotated as TORTIFOLIA1-like protein 2. Lineage: Eukaryota; Viridiplantae; Streptophyta; Magnoliopsida; Fabales; Fabaceae. The transcript has 6 exons. Gene Ontology annotation, molecular function: microtubule binding. The record is from RefSeq and is a predicted model, not a curated record. Bases 247 to 2709 code for a protein of 820 amino acids. Gene Ontology annotation, cellular component: microtubule.
AUAUUUGAGUCAGAGUCACGCAGACAAGCGUCUCAUCUCGCUCCCAUCCCACGCAAAUCUGUCCAAAGUAGUAGUAAUAAAUAAACAACCACAAAUAAAUUCAAAAACUCAAACAGAGCUCUUCUCCUCUGUUUCCGUGCACCGUCACCGUCGCCGUCGUGGUGGCGCCGCCGCAUUUUCCCAAACCCCGAGGUCACAUCACAUUCCACACACACACUCUCACACACACUCUCACUGUGAAGGAAGAUGAAGAAGAAGCCACAGUCACAGUCACACUCUCACGGUGGAGGAAAAUCAAAUCUGGAGGUGAAACAGAGAACCGCUCUCGCUCUCAACAAAGUCGGCGACCGCGACACACAGCAAAUCGGCCUCGAAGAGCUUGACAGAAUCCUACAAUCUCUAACCCCGGAAUCCAUUUCACCAUUCGUCUCAUGCAUCGUCGACACCGACUCCGACCAAAAACCCGCCGUCAGAAAAGAAUGCAUCCGCCUCAUCGGAACCCUAGCCACCAACUACGACGCCAGCCUCGUCCUCCCGCACCUUCCGAAGAUGGUUGCCAGCAUUGUGAAACGUCUCCGGGAUCCUGAUUCAGUUGUUAGAGACGUCUGCGUCCACACCGCCGGCGUUCUCGCCGGGAAAUUGGUUAACGGGAAUAACAAGGUGUUUGUUGUUUUGGUUAGGCCGGUUUUUGAGGCUCUUGGGGAGCAGAAUAAGCAUGUUCAGUCUGGUUCUGGGUUUUGCCUUGCGCGGAUUGUUGAUAACACGCGCCACCCUCCGGUUUCGCUUUUGCAUAAGAUGUUGAGCAGGACUGUGAAAUUGCUUAAGAAUCCGCAUUUUAUGGCGAAGCCUGCGCUGGUUGAGUUGAACCGGAGCAUUAUCCAGGCUGGAGGUGCUCCAACCGAAAACUUUCUCUCCACUGCUGUUGCCAGUAUCCAAGAGGCCCUGAAAGACAGUGACUGGACAACACGCAAAGCAGCUUCUGUUGCAUUAGGAGAAAUUGCUUUGAGCGGUGCUUCUUUCUUGGCAUCUCUAAGGGCUUCUUGUGUUCGUUCUUUGGAGUCAUGUCGAUUUGACAAGGUGAAACCAGUUAGGGAUGCUGUUUUGCAAGCGCUGAAAUAUUGGAGAAUUGUUCCAGGCUCCAAUACUCCGGAGCCUUCUGAAACAGGAUCCUCCUUAAAAGAAAAUAUCUGCGGAGGUGACUCUGCUGAUCUAAGUAGCACUACUACUGAAUCUAGACAGAGGGAUUUCAAGCACCAAAAUGUUAAUAUGAAGUCAAGUAUGGGAAGGAUUCCUUUGUCUGCAAGAAAAGGAUGUCAAAAUUAUGUCGGAAAUCCUCACAAUCUCAAACCAGAUGAUUGGCAUGUUGAAAUUGCAGUGCCCAGAAUCCGUUCUACAGCGGAAUUCCAGAAUGAAGAAUCGGACUGUAGUUCUGUCUCUAAACUGAUGGAAACAAUGAGCGCUGAUGUUACAAGCUUGCAGGAUGUUGGUUAUGAAUAUGAGCCUAUUGAUGAUAAGCAGGAGUGUUCUUCUGUCUCUAAUCUUACCACCGAUAACUAUGAUACCAAGUUUUUAACUACUCAGGACUGCUGUAUAAAUAAUGAAUUACAGAAGCCUAUUGCAAGAAGUCAACGGUUUGGUGAAGAAAUAAGCUGUAAUGAACAGAUAUACUCCAAAAAAAUGCAACAUCCUAGAAGUUCUGAUUCUACAGUCACAGUGUCAAACCCCCAAACCACACACGAAUGUUGUGCACAAAUGGCAAAUGAAAUGAUUUGUAUUCAGAAUCAACUUUCAGACAUGGAAAUCAAACAAGCAAACACAAUGCAUCAAUUACAGAUGUCUAUAACUGGAAUAGUGGACGCUCUUUCUACUAUCCAAUCUAGAAUGCUAAGCUUAGAGUAUGCAGUUGAUAGAUUAAAUCAAGAAUCUUUGCAAGGAGGAAGACAUUCUUAUUCAGAAAACUCCAGGUUAGUGAGGCAGAGCCAAAAUGUGGCUUCUCCUAAAUUCCCCAUAUGCACUCCUAGGCCAUCUGCAGAAAUUAGUAAUAAGCAAUCAGCCAUGUCGGUUAAAAAUUCCGAAAGUUGGGAGAAAACUACGUUUUCAAGGAGCCAACCAAGGAUUCAUGUUGGAGAUAGUGAGGAUUUGUGGAAAAGUUGCAAUGUAAAUGUUGCCAGAAAGUUUACAGAGAAGGACAUUUUGAAUUGCUCAGGGAAGGAUACACAAAGAACAAGUUCAGCUCAAAUGAGAAAGAAUGAUGGUAUCUUUGCUGCUAGAAACAGUUGUUCUGAGAGUAAUACUAACCAGUGGAAAUGUGUAAAGCGUCUUAUAUGUGAAGGGGAUCUAAAUUCUGCAUAUAUGGAAGCUUUGUGCUCCAGUGAUGAACUAAUUCUCCUUGAGCUUCUGAGUAAAACUGGUCCAGUUAUAGAAAGUUUAUCAGUGAAGACUGUCAAUGUUCUCUUUAGUACUUUAGCCUCAUAUCUUGUGGAAGCAAAUUAUUUUAGUACCAUCAUGCCGUGGCUGCAGCAGGUUGUUGACAUGAGCACUAUCCAUGGACCAAAUUGCAUAUCUCUAUCUACUGACGCCAAGGAACAGCUUCUAUCUGCAAUUCAAGAGGCUGUGAACCUGAAUAUUUUCAGCCCCGCAGAAAGAAGGUGUGUUGCGGAAAUAGCAAUGAAGUUACAUCAUAUGUGGGGUAAGAUUAUUGCAGGUUAAUGACAAAAAGAUCAUGUGUCCAGCCAUUUUCGUUUUGAGAGUUAGUUGUCGUUCUUGGUUGAAAUAAAAAAAAAAAGAGCCAAUUUUAGUUGUAUGCAUUUUGUUAGUUACUGAACGUUAAGUUUGGCGAAUUAUUCAUGGCCGUGUACUUUGGAAAGAUGGUAACUUGUGUAUUGCAUCUUUGACAUUGAAUGUGUAGAACUUGAUUUAGCACUA